This is a messenger RNA of Labrus bergylta (ballan wrasse), 4814 nucleotides long. RefSeq names its product aminopeptidase puromycin sensitive (gene npepps). Gene Ontology annotation, cellular component: cytoplasm. The record is from RefSeq and is a predicted model, not a curated record. Gene Ontology annotation, molecular function: peptide binding; zinc ion binding; metalloaminopeptidase activity. Gene Ontology annotation, biological process: proteolysis; peptide catabolic process. NCBI's taxonomy places the organism in Eukaryota, Metazoa, Chordata, Actinopteri, Labriformes, Labridae.
GACAGAAGUGUAGCUGGCAGUGCUGACAGGCUUUCAGUUGAUGUUGUUGCUCCUGGGCCGCAGGGUUCCGCUGUCAUUCGUACACAGACUCACUUACCUGCUGUUCAUCCUCACUGUCGACUGUUCUGCUCAGCUCUGUACUAAUAAAACUAAUAACUAGAGUAACACACAGCACCGUCUUCGUUAGCGCAACCGGCCAAAAUACAGGAACCAUGCCCGAAAGGAGGCCCUUCGUACGGUUACCGACUGACGUGUACCCCGUCAACUACGGCUUAUGUCUGAAGCCCGACCUCAUCGACUUCACUUUCGAGGGCAAACUGGAGGCGCUGGUGGAGGUGACACAAGCCACAAAUCAGAUUGUGAUGAACUGUGCCGACAUCGACAUAAUCACAGCUUCCUUUGCACCACAGGGAGGAGAAGAAAUUAAUGCGACAGGAUUCAACUAUCAAAAUGAGGAUGAAAAAGUCACCCUGUCAUUUCCUAGUGCUUUACAGAAAGGCUCCGGCACGUUGAAGAUAGACUUCGUUGGGGAGUUGAACGACAAAAUGAAGGGAUUCUAUAGAAGUAAAUAUACAACCUCUGCUGGAGAGAUCCGCUACGCUGCUGUCACACAGUUUGAGGCCACAGAUGCUCGCAGAGCUUUCCCCUGUUGGGAUGAGCCAGCUAUCAAAGCCACCUUUGACAUCGCUCUGAUAGUUCCCAAGGACCGGGUAGCCUUGUCAAAUAUGAAUGUCAUUGAUCGAAAGCCAUAUCCAGAGGAUGAAAAUCUUGUGGAAGUGAAAUUUGCCACCACACCCAUCAUGUCCACGUACCUUGUAGCUUUUGUCAUCGGUGAAUAUGAUUUUGUGGAGAGCCAAUCAUCAGACGGUAUAACAGUGCGCGUCUACACACCUGUCGGGAGGGCAGAACAAGGGAAAUUUGCACUGGAGGUUGCGACUAAGACCUUACCUUUCUAUAAAGACUACUUCAAUGUUCCUUAUCCAUUGCCUAAAAUUGAUCUCAUAGCUAUUGCUGAUUUUGCUGCUGGUGCCAUGGAAAACUGGGGCCUUGUUACCUACAGGGAGACAGCUCUUCUCAUCGACCCCAAGAACUCCUGCUCGUCCUCCAGGCAGUGGGUGGCACUGGUGGUCGGACACGAACUCGCCCACCAGUGGUUUGGGAACUUGGUCACCAUGGAAUGGUGGACCCAUCUGUGGCUUAAUGAGGGAUUUGCGUCCUGGAUCGAGUAUCUGUGUGUGGAUCACUGCUUCCCAGAGUACGACAUCUGGACCCAGUUCGUCUCAGCAGACUACACCCGAGCUCUGGACCUGGACGCACUGGACAGCAGCCAUCCUAUAGAGGUGAACGUGGGCCAUCCAUCAGAGGUCGAUGAAAUCUUUGACGCCAUCUCUUACAGCAAAGGAGCAUCUGUGAUCCGCAUGUUGCACAACUAUAUAGGAGACGAGGAUUUCAGGAAAGGAAUGAACGCCUAUCUUUUGAAGUUCCAACAUAAAAAUGCUUCAACAGAGGACCUAUGGGACUGUCUGGAACAGGCCAGUGGGAAACCCAUCGCUGCAGUGAUGGGCUCGUGGACCAAGCAGAUGGGCUUCCCUAUAAUAGAAGUAGAGCAGGAACAGCAAGGUGACGAUCGCAUCCUGAAGAUGUCUCAGAAGAAGUUCUGUGCCAGUGGACCGCACAACGGUGAGGAUUGCCCCAGCUGGAUGGUCCCCAUUAGCAUUUGUACCAGCGAUGACCCAAAAUGCACUAAGCUCAAGGUUCUGCUGGACAGACUGGAGACCACCAUCACCCUCAGCGGCAUCGGGCCCGACCAGUGGGUCAAGAUCAACCCCGGCACCGUGGGUUUCUAUCGUAUCCAGUACAGCUCGUCCAUGCUGGAGAGUCUGCUGCCGGGCGUCAGAGACCUCAACCUGCAGCCUGUGGACCGACUCGGCCUGCAGAACGACCUCUUCUCCCUGUCUCGUGCAGGUAUGAUCAGCACUGUGGAGGUGCUGAAGCUGAUGGAGGCGUUUGUCAACGAGCCAAACUACACAGUGUGGAGCGACCUCAGCUGCAACCUGGGAGUUUUGUCCUCGCUACUGUCCCACACCGACUUCCACGAGGAGAUCCAAGAGUUCAUCAGAGACCUCUUCACCCCUAUCGGCUUGGAGCUCGGCUGGGACAGCAAACCAGGGGAAGGUCACCUGGACGCCCUGCUCAGAGGGCUGGUUCUGGGGAAGUUGGGGAAAGCCGGACACAAACCCACACUUGAGGAAGCCAGAAGGAGAUUCAGGGACCAUGUCGAUGGCAAACAGGUCCUGCCUGCAGACCUCAGGAGCCCGGUAUAUUUAACAGUGCUGAAGCAUGGAGACAGUGCCACAUUGGACACAAUGCUAAAGCUCCACAAACAGGCCGACAUGCAGGAGGAAAAAAACCGUAUCGAGCGAGUGCUUGGCGCCAUCUCUGCCCCUGAUCUCAUCCAGAAAGUCCUCACCUUCGCCCUCUCGGAAGAAGUUCGUCCGCAGGACACAGUGUCAGUAAUCGGGGGCGUGGCAGGCAGCAGUAAACAAGGCCGGAAAGCCGCCUGGAAGUUUGUAAAAGACAACUGGGAGGAGCUUUACAACCGCUACCAGGGUGGCUUCCUCAUAUCACGACUCAUCAAGCUCACAGUUGACGGAUUUGCUAUCGAUAAAAUGGCUGCUGAAGUGAAGAGUUUCUUUGAGAGUCACCCAGCGCCAGCAGCUGAGCGUACGGUGCAGCAGUGCUGUGAGAACAUCCUCCUCAAUGCAGCCUGGCUGAAACGCGACGCAGAAGACAUCAACCAGUAUCUACUGCAGCGCAAAGCUCCCCCCGUCUGAGCCGCCACCACCCCCUGCUCCGCCUCCUCCAGCCCCAUCCCCCCUCCCUCGAGCGCGGACCUCCCAGCAUCAUAGCUGCCUCGGCCACCCCUCUCAAUAAGGAGCAAGGCGGGAGACCAGAGCGUACUUUACAGCAGGCUUCAUUUCUCUAAAGAAACUGUCAGAAAGAAGGAUGGCAAAGCCAAGAAUUUAACAAAGUGUUGGAAACACAAAGAGACUCUUUGUAUGUUAACCAAGCAGAUCCAUUUUAGUCUGACCAGGAAUGUAGUUUUAGCCCCACUCUGCCCUAAAGUAAUGUUUCAUCUCAGAACAUCCCGUCUCUCGCCAACUCUGCUAAUGCACUCUUCAUCACCUGCCCUGUAUGCACUCCCUCAUCCAUCUCUGCUCUGUUGCUGAGAGAAAUGUGUAUCUUCUCCAUCCUCCCUUUUUUUUUUUCCUGCUGCCCAAAUUUAAAAUGCAUGAAGUGGGAUUUUUUUCUGCAUUGGCUGCUUUGUUGACUUCUGUUUGUUUUCUGUACAAACAAUUUGUUAUUUUUUUUUAAAUUCAUUUUCCCAUCCUCGCUCUCAUUAAGGGUUCACACCUCCUUUUUCUUCUCUUUUGGGCGUCGUGAUUGGGUGAAAGCAGAAGGCCUCAGGGCAGAAUGGGGUUAAAACAGUAGUGUGUGUGUCGUAGUUUCCAACAGCACUGAUUCUCCAUUUGCUAAUAAACGGUUAGGACGAAGCGAGCAGAGCUAGCAUGGUACUACAUUGUAAACUGUAAAAUGCAAGCAUUUUUUUUGCAGACAAUGUUUCUUUUAAACAAAUUAAACAAAAAAGUUAAUGGUUACCCGUUUCCACCACAGAGCCCCACCACCACCACACACACACACACACAAAGAGCUCUGUUCAGAGUUGAAUCAACAUAUUUAAACUCCCCUGUUUUCUUUCUCACUGAAAUGAAGAUAUCAGCGUGUUUUAUAAGACAUCAGAUGCAGUGAUUUAUUUAAAUGUUGAGAUAAUCUUAUAUUCUGAGGGAAGAAGAAAAAAAAAAAAGAUCAACACUACUUUUUGGGGCCUUUUUAUCUGAAGUUACAUCAGGAAACGCCUCUCAAUUAGGGUGGAGGCCCAGUCCAGUUGACUUUUUGUGGACGUGACAGAUCGACGUGACAGCGCUGUCAAACCUCGGAAGCCUUAAAUCGGUCAACUGGUUUGCAGUUCAUAUUUAAACACUGAAGUGGUGAUAGUGACUUCCACAUACCGUCAAAUGUAUCUAAUGUGACAGAUUAUGCAGACUUGUUGAACGAGUAUAUCUAUUAUAGAAUUUACAAUUUGAUGUGGUUUUUGAAAAUAUACCGACCAAGUCAUCCAACCUGUUGUCAAGACUCUCCCCCCCCCCCCCCCUCCCAUCCUGGAACAUUUGUUGUUGUUUUUUUUCUUUUUCUGUUUUUUGUUUUGUUUUGUUUAAACUACAGUUGGUGUCCAUUAAAGUGAUAAAGGAUUAUAAAAAAAAACAAUGAUGUGAAAUUAGUACCAGUUGAUUUUGAUGACUGAGGUGUGAGUGUGCAUGUCUGGAAACAGAUUUGUAAUUUAUUUUGUAUGAUUUCUCAGGCGAGGAAAUGAUCAUACCGGAUUACAAAUGGUUAAAGCAGCACUGAAACUGAUGAAUGUGUAAAUAUAAAUAUAACAGCUGAGUUAAACCUAAUGAGAAUAAAAAAUGGUGACAGAUUGACUAAGAUGAUUUCAGAAGGAAAGUUUAAAUGUCUACACUUUUUUUGCUUUCAUAAAGUGUCUGUAGAAAACCUUCAGGCAGCGUUUGGCGGCUUGAUUUUUGUGUCGACCAUGCUGAGACGUUUUCUUGUCUUUUUCUAAUGAAUCUGAAUUUAGUUCAACAUGUUGGAUGUUUUUGUGCUUCUUAAUGAGCUGUCGAGCAGGACAGCUUGACUUCAGUGAUGCCAAGGCAAUCGUAAAUAUGCUGUCCAAUAAAGUAACACUUGAUGAUACA